AUGUAGUUGUCUUCCAAUAAUCAUUCCGUUCGCAGCGUCUCCUCCACGAAACGAUGCCGGCCGUACACCACAAAUUAUUACUCGAGGAGGCCCUGCAGGACAGCCCGCAGACGCGGUCCCUGCUCAGUGUGUUUGAAGAGGAUGCAGGUACCCUCACAAACUACACAAACCAGCUGCUCCAGUCUAUGCAAAGAGUGUUUGGAGCACAGAAUGAAAUGGCUCUGGCGACAGAACAGCUUUCUAAGCAGCUCUUGGAGUAUGAGAAACAGAACUUUGCUCUAGCUAAGGGAGAUGAAGAGGUGAUCAACACUUUACAACAGUUUGCCAAAAGUGUGGAAGAGCUGAAUUCUCUGCAUGCUGAGCUGGCCACACAGUUUGCCGAUAAGAUGGUGUUUCCUGUGGUGCAGUUCAGAGAGAAGGACCUUACAGAGAUUAGCACACUGAAGGAAAUAUUCGGCAUCACCAGCGAUGAGCAUGAAGCUGCCAUGGUGAAAUAUAGCCGUCUACCCAAGAAGAGAGAAAAUGAAAAGAUGAAAGCAGAGAUCGUCAGAGAGGUGGCGUAUACUCGCAGGAAACAGCAUCAGGCCGCUAUGCAGUAUUAUUGCGCUUUGAACGCUCUGCAGUACAGGAAGAGAGUGGCCAUGCUGGAGCCCAUGCUGGGAUACACACAUGCACAGAUAAAUUUUAUUAAGAAGGGGAUGGAGCUGGUUUCAAAGAAGAUGGACAGUUUUCUCACCUCAGUUUCCAGCAUGACACAGAGUAUUGAGUCUCAGUUAGAGGUGGAGGCAGAGGUCAUGCGCUCGUCUCAGAGAGAGCUUCUCUCAGUGGAUGACACCGUUUACAUGCCGGAUCGCUAUCAAGCACCUGUGAACCGCGCCCUCAUUCAGAAAGCAGGUUACCUCAACAUCAGGAAUAAGACAGGUCUGGUGACCACGGCGUGGGACCGUUUGUAUUUUUUCACACAGGGUGGUAAUCUCAUGUGUCAGCCACGGGGUGCAGUGGCAGGCGGGAUGGUUUUGGAUCUGGACAACAGCUCCGUCAUGGCCAUCGAGUGUGAAGACCGUCGCUACUGCUUUCAGAUCACCUCACCCAAUGGCAAAACGUCUCUGAUUCUUCAAGCAGAAAGCAUAAAAGAAUACGAGGAGUGGAUUUGCACCCUCAACAACAUUUCAAGACAGAUUUAUCUUUCUGACAAUCCUGAGGCUGUGGCUAUUAGGUUACACCAGACGGCUCUACAGGCUGUGACGCCCAUCACCAGUUUUAAGAAGAGAGCUGAAGGUUCUCCUAAUCCUGACCGAGUGAUACCAGGUGCUGUGGUCCCUGGAGAGUCUCAGAGGACCCCUGCGGCUCUUGAGCCUGAAGAUCUGAUCGCUCCUGGAACACCGAUCCAGUUUGACAUUGUGCUGCCCGCGUCAGAGUUCCUGGACCAAAACCGAGUUGGUGUGAGACGCACAAACCCCUUUGGUGAGAUGGAGGACGAUGACAAUAGUUCAGACACACAUGAUUCGCUCCUGCAGCAGGUGUUUGCCGUGCGGUUCUUGGGUUCGAUGGCCGUUCGGGCUGGUCACACACAGGAAGUGAUCUAUGAAGCCAUGAGACAGGUUCUCGCCGCACGUGCAAUACACAACAUCUUCAAAACCACUGAGUCCCACCUCAUGGUCACUAGUACCUGCAUCAGACUGAUUGAUCCGCAGACACAAGUCACCAAAAUCAGUUUCCAGCUACAGGACGUGUCUCAGUUUGCGGCUCAUCAGGAGAACAGCAGACUGAUGGGGUUUGUGUUGGAGGGCAGAGACUGGAGUAACGGAGGAGAGGGUGAACCCUCUUUCAGUGUGUUUGUGUUUGAGAGCAACACCGAGGGAGAGAAGAUUUGUUACACAAUAAACUUGGGGAAAGAGAUCUCAGAGGCAAAGAAGGAUCCUGAAGCGUUGGCCCAGUUGAUGAAGUCAAUGCCCCUGACAAAUGAUGGAAAGUUUUUGCUGUUGGAAAAUGAGACGGGUGAUGCAGCCGAUGGAGUCGGACAGGAGGACCAGGAGUCUGAGGCUUGAGCAUGUCUCACACAAACACACACACAACCAUUUCCUGCUGCUUUUCUCCCCAGAUCUCCAGACUGCAUUAAGAUAAAGACAAACUUCUUUAGCACUUAUCCAAUUUAGUAUGACGCUCGUAAGGAAGAGAACAACAAGGUCAAAGGUUUGAGCCAUGUUUUAACCUUUAAAAUGAACUCUAGUUUGAGUACGGCAUGCAUCGGUUUCCAUGUUAAAGGGAUAGUUCACCCAAUCACAUCAUUUCCUCACCCUCAUGCUGCCAGACCGGUAUGAUUUUUUUUUUUUUCUUCUGUGGAACACAACAAUGAAAGUGAAUGGUAAUUGAUGCCAUCCAGCUCUAUUAAAAAAACCAAAAAAAAAAACACUAUAAAAGUAGUUCAUUUGACUUGUGUGCAGUAUUCCAAGUCUUUUGAAGCCACACAAUAGCUUUGUGUGAGGAACAGACUGAAAUUUAAAUUGUUAGUACUCACUGUAAAUAUUAACCCGCAUAGCAGCUCACAAAUCUCAUUUUUGGGUGAAUGGUCCCUUUGAGAAAAGGUUUCUUUUAUUGAUUCCGUUUGGUUUUCUUUUUUGUUGUCACUUUUCAUGAUAGUUAAAUCUAUUGGUCAUAAUGUAGGGGAAAUAAAAUGAAACAAUUUCAGAUUUUUCUCACUACCAGUUGUCACCGCACACACAAUCGUGAAUCUUUAUUUGCACUUUCUUGGUUUCAGUCGCAUCUAAGAUUUUAAAUGGAGCAAAUAAUCUAAAGUGAAGAAUAAAACGGCUACAUUUUGUAUAGUUCCACGGUACCAUUCCACAUAUUUAGUGAAUUCAGAGAUCCUGUAAAACUGGUCUGAAUCCCAAUUCGCAUACUAUCCUCUCAUAUAUACUAUAGUAUACAAGAUUAUGAAUAUUGCAUCCCAAAUCAUAGUAUAACAGUUGGAUGGUGUACAAUAUCUGAAAUUUGCAUGUUUUUUUGUACUAAUAUUGCCCACAACUCCUCACGCUUGUAUUUUUUAGUUGUAGUAAUAGUAAAGAAUGCAUGUUUUAAUGUAUGAACUAAAGGCCACAUCCACACUUGAUGCUUUUGUCUGAAAUCGCAUUGCUUUCAUUACGAUUACGCUUCUCUUCCACACUAGAAUGACGUUUUGAAAAUACGCUCUCCAUUACAGCAUAAUUAGGAAAACGAUGAUAGAAAAAAUGGAUUAGUGUGGAUGUGGCCUAAAAGUAAUGAAUUUAGCCAACACAAGCAAACACUACGCAACACAGGGGUUAGUGGUAUCAAGAUGCAAUUUUUAUAACGUUUGGUAGUAUGUCUCAAUACUGUGCGCGCUGUCUUACACUCAAAAGUACAUACUUAGAAAAAAAAGAGCAUACUUCAAGUAUGCAAAUUGGGAUUCAGACCAAAAUAAAAAAUCAAUUUUAUGUUUUUAAAUCCUUAUAAAUUUAGAAAGAAGGUGAUUUAGAUUCCUUUUUUUUUUUUUUACAUUUAUUUAAAACACUAGUAAGAGUGAUAUGUUGGUUAUUUUUAGUGUCUGUUUACAGUUUAUACACUUAAACGGUUAAAGAUAAAAAAUGCUUUCAAAUACAUAAAACAGUUGUAAUUUAACGUCACACAUACUCAUCUACUUUGUGGAAAAAUUAACAUUCUCAGGGCCAGUAGUUUAUGGGACUAAACAGUUCUAUAGUUUUUCCAUAAAUGUAUUCUCACGCAGAACCAAAUUAAUUUUCAAUCAGUUUAAUAUUUUCUCACACAGCUGAAUGCUUUUCUGACCACUAUCAACAAAUACGUGUUUGUAGGUACUUUUAAUUUAGAGCGUUUGUUUGAGCUCUGGAGGGUUUUUCCACAGCGCUUUAUUAAACAGAGCAUGUAAUAGAGGUCGACCGAUAGUGGAUUUUGCCUAUACCAAUAACUAAGGUGGUGGGAAAUGCAGAUAACCGAUUAAUCGGCCGAUAGUUUUUCCAAAUUGAUUUAUAGAAUGUAAAAAAAGUUCUUAUUUUUUCUUAAUUAUGGCAGACAAAGACAAAGAGUCCAAAAUGAAUAAAAACCCAGAUGCAGUUUUUUGUUCAACCAGAAAAAAAUAAGAUUUAAGAUCAGACUUUAAGCCCGAAACACACUGGGGACUCUUAUUUUGAAAGGACUAAAUUAUGAAAAAACUAUUGGCAACUAUCGACAGGUUUUUGCUGAUAACCAUUAGUUCCAAAAAGCAACUUACAGCAGCGAUUAAUCGGUAAAACCGAUAUAUCGGUCUACCUCUAGUUAAUCUGUAAUAAUUUGCAUUUGUACUAAAGGUUAUGGUUGUAUGUCUAGUGAAAGUGGUUUUCUAUUGAUUUGAAUGAAGUUGAACUGUUUACAUUAAUAGUAGGAUGGAGAUAUUUCAGAAAUGGAAACUGAGAUCUCAAAAUGUACGUGUAAUGAAACUAAAUAUGCCUCAAACAUCUGAAGUUUAAUCUGCGAUAAGCUUGAGCAUGAACCAUGCUGAAAAAACAAAAACAUAAAUGAACUUUUGUUUGCGCAGAUAUGCUCCAGUUAUUUAUGUUGGACUGGCAGGUUCUGCACAUGUAAUAUGUAUCUGUCUUUUCAGAAUGUAAAACUCUUUAAUAAAGCUUUGAGGCCA
Messenger RNA from Myxocyprinus asiaticus (Chinese sucker), 4645 nucleotides. Its product is annotated as DCC-interacting protein 13-beta-like. The coding region runs from base 54 to 2048 and encodes 664 amino acids. Gene Ontology annotation, biological process: signaling. Lineage: Eukaryota; Metazoa; Chordata; Actinopteri; Cypriniformes; Catostomidae. The record is from RefSeq and is a predicted model, not a curated record. Gene Ontology annotation, cellular component: endosome membrane; cytoplasm. Gene Ontology annotation, molecular function: protein binding. The transcript has 21 exons.